Messenger RNA from Periophthalmus magnuspinnatus, 2231 nucleotides. RefSeq names its product phosphatidylinositol 4-kinase type 2 alpha (gene pi4k2a). Gene Ontology annotation, molecular function: 1-phosphatidylinositol 4-kinase activity. The transcript has 9 exons. Lineage: Eukaryota; Metazoa; Chordata; Actinopteri; Gobiiformes; Gobiidae. The record is from RefSeq and is a predicted model, not a curated record. Gene Ontology annotation, cellular component: endosome; plasma membrane; trans-Golgi network. Gene Ontology annotation, biological process: Golgi organization; endosome organization; phosphatidylinositol phosphate biosynthetic process. Bases 147 to 1487 code for a protein of 446 amino acids.
CUGAGAGUCAGAUGAUUUUUCUUUUGCUGUUUUCCUGUUAGCUAGCGCCGUAGCCAACAAAACAACAACCACCUCACUGUAUUUCCUUCUUGACGCUUUACUUCUCCAGUUUUCUCUACUCUUACCUCUGGAGUCCUGUCGCAAACAUGGAUGAGACGAGCCCGCUUGUCUCACCACUACGCGACUCCGGUGAGUACUACGGUCCCACAGAACACACCAGUCCGCGGGGCACACUUGCGGGGACACCGGGCUCUGUGGUUCGAAUUCCGGCUGGUAGUCCAGGGCGCAGUCGGGAGAGACAGCCAUUGCUGGACCGUGACCGAGGAGGUUCUCCGCGGGACCCACAUCACAACGAGUUCCCCGAAGACCCGGAGUUUAGAGAAAUCAUCCGAAAGGCCGAGAGAGCCAUAGAGGAGGGCAUCUACCCAGAGAGGAUCUACCAGGGAUCCAGUGGGAGCUAUUUUGUCAAAGACUCGCAGGGGAAGAUUAUUGGAGUAUUUAAGCCAAAGAAUGAGGAGCCCUAUGGUCACCUAAACCCCAAGUGGACUAAAUGGCUGCAGAAGCUCUGCUGUCCAUGCUGUUUUGGUCGUGACUGUUUAGUUCUUAACCAGGGAUACCUUUCGGAGGCAGGGGCCAGCUUGGUUGACCAAAAACUUGAACUGAACAUAGUUCCCCGAACAAAGGUUGUGUAUUUGGCUAGUGAAACUUUUAAUUACAAUGCCAUAGAUAGAGUUAAAUCCAGAGGAAAGAGGCUGGCUUUGGAAAAGGUGCCAAAAGUGGGCCAACGCUUCCAUAGAAUUGGACUGCCUCCAAAGGUUGGUUCUUUCCAAUUGUUUGUGGACGGCUACAAGGAUGCAGAUUUCUGGCUGCGCAGGUUUGAGGCAGAGCCUUUGCCUGAGAAUAACAACCGCCAGCUACAGCUGCAAUUCGAGCGGCUCGUUGUCCUUGAUUACAUCAUCAGAAACACAGGCAAAGGAAAUGACAACUGGCUGCUUAAGUAUGAUUGCCCAAUGGAUUCUUCAGGGAACAGGGAUACUGACUGGGUGGUUGUUAAGGAACCAAUUAUCAAGUUAGCAGCAAUAGAUAAUGGUCUUGCAUUUCCACUUAAACAUCCAGAUUCUUGGAGAGCAUACCCUUUUUAUUGGGCGUGGCUUUCCCAAGCCAAAGUCCCAUUUUCUCAAGAAAUCCGAGAGUUGGUUCUGCCCAAACUGUCAGAUCCAAAUUUUAUCAAAGACCUGGAAGAGGAUCUCUAUGAACUGUUUAAGAAGGACCCUGGUUUUGACAGGGGCCAGUUUCACAAACAAGUCUCUGUGAUGAGAGGGCAGAUUCUGAAUUUGUGCCAAGCCCUGAAGGAUGGUAAAACUCCUCUUCAGCUUGUCCAGAUGCCCCCAGUAAUUGUUGAAACGGCCAGAGCACCUCAGCGAGCCAACAGUGAAUCCUACACACAGAGUUUCCAAAGCAGAAGACCAUUCUUCACCUGGUGGUAGGAUUGGACACUGGACAACAGUAUGAAGUGGAUCCACUGUGUACUGAGCGACAGAUUUUUACUCAUUAAACUAAUUCCAUCCAUUUGACUCCAUUAACGGAUAUGAGGUCUGGUAACGGGGGAACUGAAAAGAAUCACUUCUGUGAGAUUGUGAGUACCACUGAAGUUCAAAUAAUGUUCUUCUCUGAAGGUACAACCUGAUUUACAUAUCUGUUUAUGCACACGCAUGCCAGUCAAAAGCCUUUAAUUAUGUUUUUUGAUGGUAGCUAUUGCAUUCCACAUUUUUAUUUUACAUUUCUGCCUUUAAACAUUCACUCUUUCCAGUGCAAUUUAAAAGGAUCCCCUGGUUUGUGACAACAAAAGUGCCAUUACUGUGGUUAUUGUUAGUUAAGAAUUUGUAAGUGUACACUAAAGGUUUUACAUUGAACUAAACUAAACAAACUGGUUUCACAGUGGCUAAAGGUUCAUGUAAGAAAAAGGACAAUGAGUUGAGAAUGUUUAAGAACGAACAGGGGCAUAUUAUUCCUCAUACGACCUCACUGAGGCACAGCUGCAUCUCUUCUUUGAGAUUGGUUAAAUCCACUGCACCAACUCUGUCUGGUUACUGUGUCUACUUUCUUGGGUGGAUGAAAGUAAACAAAGUGACCUCCUGCUACUGAACGGACUUAAACUGUAUUGUGAAAAUGCACUGUAAUUUGUAUGUAAUAUUUAAUGAUAGAUUAAUUAAAAUACUAUUAAUACAAAU